Priapulus caudatus is the source of this 1055-nucleotide messenger RNA. RefSeq lists its product as uncharacterized. Gene Ontology annotation, biological process: carbohydrate metabolic process. The coding region runs from base 1 to 942 and encodes 313 amino acids. The transcript is spliced from 5 exons. The record is from RefSeq and is a predicted model, not a curated record. NCBI's taxonomy places the organism in Eukaryota, Metazoa, Priapulida, Priapulimorpha, Priapulimorphida, Priapulidae.
AUGCUAUCCCCGUCGGCCCUACUCCCCUUCCUCCUCCACCACCUCCUCCUCCUUCUCCUGCUCGGCACGGCCCUGGCGGAGUUGGCGCCACCGUGCGACCCUGACGCGUGUCGUCUGCCGGACUGUCGCUGUGACGGCGUGACGUCAUCACCGGGUGGGCUGCGGCGGGAGCAGACGCCGCAGAUGGUCGUGCUAACGUUUGACGACCACUUCAACCACCACGGUCACGCCGACCUGCGUCGGCUGCGACUGUUCGACCUGACCCGGGUCAACCCGACCGGAUGUCCGGUCGGCGCGACAUUCUUCGUGUCGCACACCGCGACGGAUUACAUCAUCAUCGAGGAAUAUUACCUGCGUGGCCACGAGAUCGGCGUGCACUCGAUAACGACAAAAAUUCAUGUAAAUGAACACAACCCUAUUCUAACAACUAAGAUACUCAUGAUCUACGUGCCGCUAGUGUCGUGGUCGGGGACGGAGGAUGGCGAGGAGUGUUCGAUGAUGGAUGACGGUGCCUGCACGCAACCGCAGACAGCAGACGAGAUGGUAGAGUGGAUGUGGAGCAACUUUCUACGUCAUUACGAUACGAACCGCGCGCCGUUCAGUGUCUUCCUCCACGCGCGCUACUUCCGUGACUACCCUUACGCGCUGGAGGGCAUGAACAUGUUCCUAGACCGACUCUCUCAGCAUGACGAUGUCUUCCUGGUGACCGUGGGGCAGGUAGUGGAGUGGAUGAGACAUCCCGCACCGCUGAGUGACAUCGCCACCUUCAAGCCGUGGCAGUGCGACAGGGUGUCGCUGCAGAGGCCGACUAGGUGCGUUCGCACGCUGCACGCUACGUGCGCCUUCAGGAAGCCGGUCACCUACCUGAACACGUGCUCCCCGUGCCCCUGCUUGUUCCCCGGCCUCGGCAACCCGGCGGGAAGCUGUGAAGAUGACGUGUGAUGGCUAAGCGGAUGUCCGGUGCUAGUUGUCAAUGUCUACACAUGAUGAUUUAUAUACAGGGUGUGUGUGCGUGUGUGUGUGUGUGUGUGUGUGCGCGUGUGCGUGUGUGUGCG